This is a messenger RNA of Suillus subalutaceus, 2130 nucleotides long. RefSeq lists its product as uncharacterized. The record is from RefSeq and is a predicted model, not a curated record. NCBI's taxonomy places the organism in Eukaryota, Fungi, Basidiomycota, Agaricomycetes, Boletales, Suillaceae. The transcript has 5 exons. Bases 1 to 2130 code for a protein of 709 amino acids.
AUGGUCGCUGGCCACCGCAAAGAGAAACACAAACAAUCUCUGACAGUGUCCCAGCGUUCCUCACUAGCCACAUAUGUAGAAGAAAACAAGAUCUAUCACCGGCAAGAGCAAGUCAUAAUCCCCGGUUCUGGAGGACCUCCCGUCCAGCUCAUUGCCUCUCCCCGCAAAGCAUUCUUAUGUUUGAGUUCCCCAGACUGCGAUUGUGUGGUUUGCGACAAGGCCACCAUGCAAAAACAUGCUAAAAAUGUCCAUUCUCAAAGCAGUAAGGAUCUUCUACGAUGCAAAGAAAUUCAUGCGCAGCAGCUCUUUGAUUCUGUGGGAAGAACUUACUUCAUGGUGGAUCCCAAUGAUUCCCUCCAGAACAAGGACCUGGCAAAAGUGCUCAACGACACAUUUGUUCCCUCGCUCUACGUUCCAGUAGUACAGCCGUCCUUGUCGCCUGAAGAGCGAAGGCCCCUCAUCAAGGCCAUGUCCUGGGAUGUAUUCAUGCCAAAUCUCCGUUCUGAUCCAGCUCAGGUUAAGGCGAUCCAAAAGCUGAAGGAGAAGCACAGCCCUGCAGAAUGCCAUGGUGUGUUGUCCGCCUUGAAGGAUUUGAUGCAGGCGCACAUGGACAUGGCUGCUACCAUCCUGGAUGGAAAUCCCCACAAGCUGACGCUGGCCAAGGCCCUCUUGAACGGCAGCAAUGUGACGGACAAAUCAGUUUACUGGGUUCCGAUCUCUGAUAACAAUACUUCCUACUGCGAUACGAUCGUCCAGUUUCUUCGGGCGAUUGUCAGGCUUCGUUUCCAGAACGAUCAUCCCUCAAAGUUCAGUUUUCAGCUUGAUCCCGCUCAGGAACAAACCUUGGUCGCCCUUAUAACGCAUAUGAACGACUCUAACAAUUCUCUGGAUGAGACAGCCAUCACCAGGUUGCACGAGUUUUUGUGGUCUUUGAUGAAUGCAGAAAGUUUUCAUAAGGGCGAGCCCUGGGAAAACGUUAUCCAGCGUUUUAUUUGGUUGAGGGCGCUGCGGCAAGAUGGGAACUUCUAUGAAGCCACUGACUACACCCCGGACCUCGCGAAGUUGAAAUACUUCCUCAACAGUACGUGCAUCGUCCAUGCGCUAUGGUAUCAGAAGGGGGAUGAAGUGGACGAACUCGAACGAGUCAUUGCGGUACACGACGAGGUCUUGCGUGUGGGACGCCUUACAACAUUUAACAUGGUCCAUGAAUAUCAGCAAUAUGCCUCGGCAUUGGCAUUCGGUCAGAAACGCGAGCCAAAAGUCUAUGUCGAUCCCCAGUUUUCCUGGUUUUCCAUUGGAACGGAGACCAUGAACCUCUCCAACUUUCGCCAAGGGAUUCAAAUCCUCCUGCAAAAGGGGACAUUCCUUUGCGAUGCACGAGAGAGCUUCCACCCACUAAGACUCAAGCUAUUCCGCGACCUGGUGGAGAAACAUCACCUCGCUAUGUUGGACGGGAGCGGUGUGCUUUCUUGGGAUAUACCAGCUGUAAAAGACAUCCUACGCCAAAGCGGGGAGGUAUGGAAGCCCCUGUAUCAUCUUCUAUACGUAACCUCGCAAAUAUCCACGCGAUCAGUCCAGUUCUUACAGCACCAUAUCUCUAACGCCGAUCGGCACCGGAAUAUCUUUGUCGAGGCUCAGGAAGUUUUCUUCUUGUCCGGCUACAGCAAGACCACCCACAUCACGGACCGAGAUUCCUGCACUCCCGCCUUUGUCAACCCCAAGGUGGCAAGAUGGUUGGUAGAAUUCCUUGCUGGAGGGCUUAGAGAAGCAGAGUCUAUUCUGGCACAGGUGGCAUAUGGAGACUCAGCACAGCACGAUUAUAAAACCUUCUUGGUCUUGGACAACGGCAGUAGGAUCAACAAAGAUCAGUGGUAUGCCGUCUUUAAGCAGACGAACAGAGAGGUUUUCCAAUGUGCUUGGGGCGUCCGUGACUUCCGACAAGGUGCCAUCGCCAUGGCCAGGGAAUUCAUCUCCGCCAAACAUGCAUUCUCUCUAGCAGACGACCUACUGGCGGAGGGCGCAGAUCACUCGACUGAAAUAGACCAUUCCCACUAUAGGAACCUCCGCGAGUCCAUUCCUGAACUGUCAAAUAAUUCUGUGGAGAAGCAUCGCUGGUUGGGAAAGGAGUAG